GGCGCUCCCCGCCCGCCGCCCGCACUCCACCGGCGCCCGUCCCGCACUCGUUGGCCCCAGCGCUCCCCGGGGCCGCGGCUCGGAUUCGUAUCGGGGCUCUCCCGCCGCUUUCUCUGCUCUGAUUUCGGCUGUAGUUCGCGCGGGACGCGCCCUAACCCACCGCCGCCAUGGAUGCCAUCAAGAAAAAGAUGCAGAUGCUGAAACUGGACAAGGAGAAUGCCUUGGACAGAGCCGAGCAAGCCGAAGCAGACAAGAAGGCAGCGGAGGAGAGGAGCAAGCAGUUAGAGGAUGACAUUGUGCAAUUGGAAAAGCAAUUGCGCGUGACGGAGGAUUCGAGAGACCAAGUGCUGGAAGAGCUGCACAAGUCUGAGGACAGCCUCCUCUCCGCAGAGGAGAAUGCUGCCAAGGCUGAGAGUGAAGUAGCUUCCCUGAACAGACGCAUCCAACUGGUUGAGGAAGAGUUGGAUCGGGCUCAAGAGCGCUUGGCUACUGCCCUGCAGAAGCUGGAAGAGGCUGAGAAGGCUGCAGAUGAGAGUGAAAGAGGAAUGAAGGUCAUUGAAAACAGAGCCCAGAAGGAUGAAGAGAAGAUGGAAAUCCAAGAGAUCCAGCUUAAAGAGGCUAAGCACAUUGCUGAAGAGGCCGACCGCAAGUAUGAAGAGGUGGCUCGUAAGCUUGUGAUCAUUGAGGGUGACCUGGAGCGGGCUGAGGAACGUGCUGAACUAUCAGAAAGCCAAGUCCGACAGCUGGAAGAACAGUUAAGAAUAAUGGAUCAAACCUUGAAAGCAUUAAUGGCUGCAGAGGAUAAGUACUCACAGAAAGAAGACAAAUAUGAAGAGGAGAUUAAAGUUCUAACUGACAAACUGAAGGAGGCUGAGACCCGUGCUGAAUUUGCUGAGAGGUCAGUAACCAAGCUGGAGAAGAGCAUUGAUGAUCUAGAAGACCAACUCUACCAGCAACUUGAGCAAAACAGUCGCCUAACUAAUGAACUAAAGCUGGCAUUGAAUGAGGAUUAAACUGUAGUGUGACUAUUGUUAUCUUAAAACUGCUUCUCCCAAAAGUUCCUCAAGAAUGAAUCAGUAAAUGUAGAAAUGAGCAAGAAACAUAGAAACUGACUUUUCAGGCCGUUGAUUACAUGGUAUAUUAAUGGAUUAAAUUCUAAUUUUGUUUUGGAAAAAUACACUGUUCCUUCUGAUGAGGCUUUUGUUUAUCUGUAUGCACACCUAAGUUAGAGGAGCAGUUUGCACUUAAUGUGGCUGGGCAGUGACAACUUUUUUCCACUUCAGUAAACACUCAGAGGACUCUAGGAGCAGUAUUCAAAAAAAAAAAGAGCCUUUCUUGUGCAGAGACCCACCUUUUUGUUGGUGUUGGAAUUGUCCCUGAGCUUUACUGGAAAGUGGAUGAGAGGAAAGUAUUCAGGAUUCCUGUUCCAAAAACAACACAAAAUUUAGUUACAGCUGUUUUGCUAUCUGGACACUUCAGUGCAUUAAUUUUGGAUUACUAUGGAUUGGGCAAAAACAAAAGCCACUGACCAAAAAAAAAGGGAAAAAAAAAAAAAAAGAAAGAAAAAAAACGCCAAAAAACAUGCUAGGAGUGCAAGCUCCACCUGAAAAUACCUGGUCAGUUGUUUAAAGGUAUGCCUGCAUUAGUGUGAAGUCACUGUUACUGGAUUCUGGUAGGAUGCAGUUCUAUAGCAUUGUGCUUAUUUAUUGUAUCAUGUCAGUGUGUCGAAUGAUAGUCCUAUAAAAAUGUGCAUGCAACAUAAAGCUACUAACUUCUUUUAUUUUUUUAAGCUGUAGAAGAAUUACAUUUAUUAAAAAUCACUUGACCCGAGAAGAUUGGUUUUAAUUUCUUGUUUGUUCUUUCGAAGUUCUGAAUUACACUGAAUUUAAAGUAUGAGUCUCCAAAGAACCUAAUUAUUUUCUUCUUGCCCUACUUAGAAACAAAGCAAAAACCUAAAAACAAACAAACAAAACCCCACCUCCAUUCCUUGUCCUGCAUUCUUGCAUCAAAGAGCUUCCAGAACAUACAAGAAUCUCAUCUGUUCGCAGUGCAUUUUCUUAACAGAUGUGCCUGCAAACAGUUCUAGAGCUGUAUUGCUUGCUGUUUGUUUUCUUAAUUUGAAAUUCUUUCUAGAUGUAUUCUCUGAGGGUAUCAGUAUUUAUGGACAUGCAUAUUUCUCACCUUCUGAGCCUUUAAUUAGAAAUGAUCACUGCAUGCCUUCAUGUUCUGAGAAUCAGUGCCUCUGAAGAACUGCUAUUCAUGUU
This is a messenger RNA of Tympanuchus pallidicinctus (lesser prairie-chicken), 2264 nucleotides long. RefSeq names its product tropomyosin 1 (gene TPM1). The record is from RefSeq and is a predicted model, not a curated record. The transcript is spliced from 9 exons. The coding region runs from base 168 to 1013 and encodes 281 amino acids. Lineage: Eukaryota; Metazoa; Chordata; Aves; Galliformes; Phasianidae. Gene Ontology annotation, molecular function: actin filament binding. Gene Ontology annotation, cellular component: actin filament. Gene Ontology annotation, biological process: actin filament organization; cardiac muscle contraction.